Messenger RNA from Scutellospora calospora, 198 nucleotides. The record is from the annotation of a GenBank genome assembly. Lineage: Eukaryota; Fungi; Glomeromycota; Glomeromycetes; Diversisporales; Gigasporaceae.
GUACUGCUUACAAUAUUGUUACUAUUGAUACUAAAAAACAAUCUGAUUCAGAGAGUAUCGCAUUUGAAUUUCACAUUAAAAAAGUAUCUGCAUACAGUAUGACAAGUAAUGUUCUCGAGGGAAUUUGCAAAUUUCCUUAUCCCUUUCAGAAAUUAUUGGUGAAGGAAGCCUGUGCUGUUAUACACAGACUCGAAAAAG